AUGUCCGACACGCAGAAGCCAUUCGCUAUCAUUGUCGGGGCAGGCCCAUGUGGCCUCUUGUUGGCAUUACGACUCGCCAAAGCCGGGCUCAAAGUGCGAUUACUUGAAGCUGGCCACAAGCUUGACGACCAGCCUCGGGCAACUCACUAUAGUCCUGAAGCGGUAGAAGAGCUUGACAAGGCCGGGGUUCUCCCCGAUGUCCAGGCCCAAGGGUUCGUUCCCGAUGGCUUGUGCUGGCGGAAGCCUGACGGAACCCCGAUCGCAACCUUGUUAGCUUCCCUUUUGGCGGAGAAAGUCAAACAUGAAAUGCAAUGCUUGCCAUUGGAUAAACUCGGCAAGAUAAUUUACGACCAUGUUAUGAAGGAGCCCCACGCAAGCAUCCUUUGGGGCCACAAGGUCACGGGUGUGCAACAGCGCGAUGGGGGAGCAAGUGUGACAGUUGACGCUGAGGGCACAACAAAAAUAAUGGAAGCUACAUACGUAGUUGGAUGUGAUGGCGCGAACAGCCAGAUUAGGCGAACUUUGUUUGGAGAUAUGGAGUUUCCCGGGUGGACUUGGAAGGAGCAAAUUAUAUCCACAACUACUAACAUAUUGCCUCUGACUUACUACCCGUUUGAGAAGUACGGAUAUAUCGACAGCAACAUGAUUAUUGACCCUGAGCACUGGUACAUGGCAGCAAGAAUGUCCAAGGAUGGACUAUGGAAAGUCACGUACGGAGAGAUUCCAGGCCUCACAAAGGAGCAGUACCUCGAGCGACAGGCCUGGAAGUUCGAGACAAUGCUCCCCGGCAAUCCCAAGCCAAAAGAUUGGAACUGUACCGCUUUCAGUCCUUACAAGUGUCAUCAGCGCCUUGCGAAAUCGCUUCGCGUGGGUAACAUCCUGCUUGCCGGUGAUUCUGCACAUUUAUGCAACCCCUUUGGUGGUCUAGGACUCACUGGCGGUAUCCUUGACGUGGGUGGACUCUACGACUGCCUUUAUGGGAUAGCAACAGGCCGAGCAGAUGAGAGCAUUCUGGACCGUUACAGCGACGUUCGACGUCAGAUUUAUCACGACUUCACGGAUCCCAUUUCAACGGGAAAUAUGAAGCGCCUUAUGUACAACUCUGAGGAAGCGCUGGAAAAGGACCCAUUCCUGCAGUUAUGUCACGACUUUACUCAGUAUUAUAAAUCCUAA
Molecule: messenger RNA, 1173 nt
Organism: Fusarium tjaetaba
Lineage: Eukaryota; Fungi; Ascomycota; Sordariomycetes; Hypocreales; Nectriaceae
Product: FAD binding domain protein
Exons: 5
Coding region: 1-1173 (390 amino acids)
Molecular function (GO): FAD binding
Source: RefSeq, a predicted model, not a curated record